UGCGCUGGGUGGUCGUGUCGCACGUCGCGCCUGUUACCGCAAUUAACUUCGAAAUUGUUUUACGAAAGUAUGUAAAGUUUUCAAAUAAAAAUUCGUGAAGGACUAUUGCGACGAUCGUUCAGUCUAGUGUAUAAAAAUCGUCACGAGUGAGUGUUUAUCGUGUUUAAAAUUAUUAACUAUGGAGUGUCAAAAGUGUAAGAAAACUCUAUCAAAAAAAGGAGCUCAUUUCGUGUGCCAAGGCCUAUGUCAAGGUACUUUUCACAAAGGAUGCGUAAAGGGUUUAGCAGCCGAUCUAAAAGCCGGCAAAAACCGCAUAUUUUGCAAUAAUUGCGAAGAAGACGAAUCCGAAGAUGAUGAGGGAGAAGAUGUAAACCAGGGCUUUCAGCAAAUUCUAAAGGACAUACAGAAAAAAGUUAGUGUUAUACCCGGAUUGAAGAAGCAUUUGGAUGAUAUAAAACAAAGCAUGAGUGUGCUGUCGGAGAAAUAUGAUACCUUAUUAGCGGAGCAGGAAAUGUCAAAUGAAAAAAUUACUAAACUUGAAAAAACAGUAACUUCAAUUUCCAAUAAAUGCGUAUAUCUAGAAAAGUGUAACAUUGCCUUAGAACAAAAAGUUCACGAAUUUGAACAAAAUACGCGAAAACACAAUAUAGAAAUUGUAGGUAUUGAGCAGGUGCCAGGUGAGAACGUGAAGGAAGUCGUAAAUAAAGUAGGUAAAUUAUUAGACGUGAGUUGUGACGAUAUCGAAUGGGUGAGGCGAGGCCCGCAGCGAAAGCAGCAGGAUGAUAAACCAGCCCCCAUCACCGUGGGCUUCAGGACCUCUGGAACUGGCACCCGUGACAACUGGCUGGCUCAGCGCCGCAAACUCUCCGAGGUUAACAGCAGCAUGGUAACAGGAGGAACAAAACUGAAUAAAGUUUACAUAAACGAAGAUCUAACUAAAGCCACACGAUCUCUACUAUGGAAUACGAAGAAGCAGCUCAUCGGGUCCUACAAAUACAUAUGGGUGGUCAACGGGAAAGUACUCGUAAAAAAGGCGGAAGGCGACAAGUCCUUAUGGUUGAGAUCCGAAUCUGACAUACGUGAUUUACUCAAAAAUAAAUAGGUUAACGCGUUAUUAUGUAGGCAUCUAAUUACCUAAUCACAAAUUACUAAUUAUUCUGAUUUAUAUUGUAUAAAAUCACCAUUAUAAUGACCCUUCUAAAUAAUAUCGAAUCCAUAUCUGAGGAUUCAAUAAACGCCGUUAAAGUAAA
Colias croceus (clouded yellow) is the source of this 1250-nucleotide messenger RNA. RefSeq lists its product as uncharacterized. The coding region runs from base 179 to 1102 and encodes 307 amino acids. Lineage: Eukaryota; Metazoa; Arthropoda; Insecta; Lepidoptera; Pieridae. The transcript has a single exon. The record is from RefSeq and is a predicted model, not a curated record.